UCUCUAGGCAGUUAUUAGAAUCUCGUUUGUCUAGAUGAAGGCAAGAGUAGAGAGAGUUAAACUGUUGGGUUGAUAUGAACUAAUGAAGAGCUCAAAUACGACGGAAUUUCCUCCUGAACUUGAACUUUUUGUAAAAUGUACACUUGGCGGUGCUUCCUCGCCAUCAUAUUUGUGUUCGUCUGGUACUUCUCAGAGUUUGGGCAGAUAUGGACACAAGCUUUCUUUUGUUUUUUAUGCCUUUUCAAUUUCCCUUUCAAAAAGCAAGACCGUGAACGAAGCACUCAGACGGAUGAUACGCUUGAGGAAACGAUUCAACAGGUAAAGAUAAGUCACAUAUUGGCCAGCGAUGAGACUGAUGAUGGAGCCGGACAAUCUGUGCCUCAGACAACACAAUGUCCAAAUGUGCACCGGUCACUCCUUCAAGUGUUUAAAAAUGCCUAUAUUCACCUGAUCCAGCCAUGGUACAAUGUCCCAGAACUUGGUGACAGUCAGCCCCUCCAUAGGGCACUACAGAAAGAGUUCACUCUGGUUGUGGAGAAAGUCAUUUGUAAGGCCAAAAACUUUGAUCUGUCUUCUACCAGUGUGGGUUGUAUUCGGAUCCUCACUCAACACCUGCACAGUGCAAAGCAGUCAGACAGGUCUUUAGCGUUCAGUUCAAGGUCUGAGGAAAUGGCAAUCCUCAGGACUUUCUCUGAAGCUCUGGUGCGAAACCUUUUCCCGGAGUACCUUUGGGAACCAAAACUCUACCAGUGUCUCCUGACUGAGAUUCUAGCAACUAAAGCACUUGAUGUGCUUGUGAAAUGCCUUUGUAAUCCAGACACCCUGAAUCACAUGAUCGUUUUGCAAAUGGACAGAGUAACUCCUAAAAGUUCAGUAGGAGACCUGCUAAACUCCGAUAGAGAAGGCACACCAUCCUCCACUGGAAGUGAAGAAGCAGAAGUAUUGACAGACGACGCUGAUGAUUGUAGGUCUGAAGACAUGAAAGAAAAAAAGAAGGCAGGUAACAAGAUCAAAGAACACUUCUCUAAACUUGUUGAUAAGGUCAAAGCAAAGAAAGCCAAAAAGAAAAAACUUAAGAAGAUGGAGCAAGAGCUUCUAUGUUUUAGGGCUAAAUCAGCACGCAGAUCUGCUGUCAUUGAAGGCGAUGGUGCAAUCAGCAGAGAUGGGUCUAUAGGAAGCCUCCUGGAUUCGGAUUAUGUAAGGAAAACCCCAGAAAAUAUAAACAAUGAAUUGAUUUAUGAAGUUCUUGGUGCAGUUGAGUCUCCCUGUGCUUUAUUUUUUAAGGACAGCGAUGCGGAUGUUUACCUUACAACUGUCCAAGAGGAUAUGAUGGAGUUUAAGCUUUCAUAUGAGAUGUGGCGUGUGGGGAAGUGGGCAGUCCGUGUUACAGAUGUUGAGAAGGAGGAUGAAGAGCUUUGUUUCACUGUUCACCUUGAAGAGAGCAGUAACCCUGAGAAUCUCCACUGGGAUGUGAAAAAGACCCAGUCAGAUAUACUUCAUUUUCAUAGCCUCUGGCAGGUGAGAGAGGAAAUGGAUACUUCCUCUUUACCUUCUGUAUCUGCAAUAGUUGAGAAAACAAAGAAGGAACUUGAUGGUGCAUAUGCAGAGGAAGUUAAAUUAGCAUUGGAGCACUUUUUACAGGUGUUGGUCUCUGACGAACAGCUCGGUCACACUCAGCCUGUAUUUCAGUUCUUGUGUCCGUUUGCACGGCUGCUGAAUGAUAAGGAACAUGAAGGAGGUGUCUGGACUCUUCUGAAUGGACUUGCAAGCUUCCUGACUCCUGGCCAUGAUGAAGAGGAGUCCCAUAACUCCAAAGGAGAGGAUAAGGCUGAUGAAGCAGGAGCCUCAGGAUUUCACACUGGACCGACAGCACAGCCAGCCUGCAUCGACACAGUUGAGGAGCCAAAGGGCAGCAUUACAGAGGGGCCACUGUCUACAAAGUUUUCAAUCCCUAAUGAAGAGAUUGACCCCUUCAGAAGUAGAGAACAAGAUAUGGACGACAACGAUGAUGAUCAGGAUGUGGUUUCUGAUGGACAGGACAGUCUUACAGAAAGCUUGGAUAGCUUUGUUAAUAGGUCAAAAUUAGUCAAUCCUACUGCAUAUUCCAAUGACAUCUCAAGCUCAGUCACAGGUUCUACUGAAGCCCUACAGAUUGACUCAGGCGAUGGCAUUAGAAGUGCUCAGUCUGGGAGUAAAACACACAAAAAAGAGAAGUUGGCUAGCAAAAAGUCAAAUGGACCCCAAAAGUUCAAAGUGAAAGAGAAAACUGGACAGCUCAAGGAAGAGACUGCAAAUCAGCCUCAAGCUCAGAAAAGGGAAUCCCACUGCAACUGGGAGCAGGUUGAAGCCACUAAAGCUGUAUUUGAUUUAUUCAAGGAAAUAACUGGUAAUUCUGUCCUCAUUAACAUUGUUGAUGCCAUUCUAAAACCAGUCCAGCCUUUGGUGAAGAAGAAAAUAAACAGCUUUUUAAAAAGGAUGCAUCCCACUGAAGCUCAGAUUGCAUCCUACAUCGACAGUUUCCGGGAGACGAUGUGGCCAGAGGGAAAUUUACCUCCUACCCAGCCACCGAGGGAAAGCGAGGAGAAAAACGAGACAAAGGAAAAGGCUUUGCAGCUUAUAAAUUCAAAAUAUUCAAACUCUCUGAUCCUCAAGAAGACAGAUGUGGAAACUGUGUUUAAGAUCUUUCAGGAAGCUGAGGAAAACAAGAAGCUGGUCUAUAUGCUGCUUUCAUACAUUUUAAAGCAGUUCCUGCCAGGAGAGCCUGCAUUCAGUGCAAUACCUCAUCUAACUGAAUCUAAAUCUAAAGAUUUUGUUUCAUAAUAGGUGUUUUUAUGUAUAUAUUUUAACAAUGGCAAUUGUUUUUAAAAUGUGCAUUAUUUAAUAUUUUAUAUAAAUAUUCUAUGUAAAAUGUAUUCUCACAUACCUCAGAGAGGUCAGCCUUUCACUUUACUGAGCAGCAUGAACAUAUUUUGUAUUUUGCAAUUAUGUAGCCUUUUUUAAACAAAUGUACUGUGAUUAUGUUCAGCAAUGUCACUAUCUUGGGUGUAUAUCUUAAACAUCUUUUUUUUUUAAUCACUAUAUAUUUAAGUUCACUUUUUGUUUUGUACCUUAAAAUUGUACACUGUGAAGAACUGUUUAUUCUAUAUAUUUUUUUAAACGGCACAGGUUAACUCAGGACAAAAAAAAGAUAAUGGGAUUAUUUUACUUACCAUGAUUUUACAAGACUGCAGUAUCAAUACAGGGUCUGUGAGGAAUGUAUUAGAAUAAUAACAUUACCAAUAAAUAUAUUUUACUACUAA
Molecule: messenger RNA, 3299 nt
Organism: Danio aesculapii
Lineage: Eukaryota; Metazoa; Chordata; Actinopteri; Cypriniformes; Danionidae
Exons: 15
Coding region: 136-2820 (894 amino acids)
Cellular component (GO): intracellular membrane-bounded organelle; early endosome membrane
Molecular function (GO): phosphatidylinositol binding
Source: RefSeq, a predicted model, not a curated record